Molecule: messenger RNA, 3675 nt
Organism: Eimeria maxima
Lineage: Eukaryota; Apicomplexa; Conoidasida; Eucoccidiorida; Eimeriidae
Exons: 3
Coding region: 1-3675 (1224 amino acids)
Source: RefSeq, a predicted model, not a curated record
AUGGCGGACAGCAGCUGCGGAAGCAGCAACACCAAUGGCAAGCAGCAACAGCAGCAGAAACAGCAACAACAGCAGCAACAGCAGCAGCAACAGCAGCAGCAGCAGUCCCCCUCCAGCUGUGCAUACACCCCACAGGGGAAAAACCGCCGCCGACGCAACAAACACCGCAGCCGCUGCCGUGCAUCGCCACAGCAGCAGCAGCAGCAGCAGCUGCAGCAGCAGCAGCAGAAACAGCAGCAGCAGCAGCAGCAAUCUCAAGACAAUGUCAAUGAUGUACAGAAUGCCUCGAGCGGCGAAUUGUCUGCCGCUGCUGCUGCUGUCGCAGCAGCAGACCGUGCUGCUGCUGCUGCUGCAGCAACAGUAGCUGCUGUUGUAACUGCAGCAGCAGCAACAACUGCAGCAAAAACAGCAGCAGAUGGAUCAAUGGAGGGGGACACAUCAGUACCCAUCCCCCGCAGCAGCGCCAGCAGCAGCAGCAUGUACAGCAGCAGCAGCACAAUUAGCAGCAGCAGCAGCAGCAGCAGCAGCAGCAGCCACGACGACCAUGCAGCUAGCCCUCAUUUUGGUGCAUCUGCAGCUGCAUCCCUUUCUCCUUCUGCUUCUGCUGCUGCAUCUCUUUCUCCUGCUGCUGCUGCUGCUGCUGCUCCUUUUGCAUGUUCGGCUACAGUUGCUUCUCCUGAUUCUGCUGCUGGUGUUAGUGCUGCUGCUGCUGCUCCUUCUCCUGCUGCUGCUGCUGCUGCUGCGAAAAAGGGAAGGCGGCGCAGGGGACGAGCUCAGGAGCAAACACGGAAGCAAAGACAGCAGCAAACGCAGCAGGAGCAACACCCCGACCAGCAGCAGCUGCAACAGCAGCAGCAGCUGCAAAAGCAGCAACAGCUGCAACAGCAGCAACAGCUGCAACAGCAGCAGCAGCAGCAACACGUGGAGGGGCGGGCAUCGCAGCAACAGCCGCGGAAGAAACAAGAACCCCCAGACAGACUCAAUGAGCAGCAGCAACAGCAACAGCAGCAACAGCAGCAGCAGCAACAGCAGCAGCAGCAACAGCAGCAGCAGAAACAACAACAACAGCAGCAGCAGCAAAAGCAGCAGCGCCACCGGCAUCAAGGGGGACAGCAGAAGAGAGAGUCUCCUCAGUCGCCGCUGCGGCAGCAACAGCAGCAGCAACAGCAGAGACAACAGAAAAGGCAGCAGCAGCAGGAGCAGCAACAAAAGCAGCAGCAGCAGCAACCACAGCAGCAAGGAGAUUCAUCUCCCUAUGCGCAGCGAAUAUGUAAGGAGGAGGAGCUGCAAAAACAGCAGCAGCAACAGCAGCAGCAACAGCAGCAGCAACAGCAGCAGCAACAGCAGCAGCAACGGCUGCAGCAACAGCUGCAGCAGCAAGCAGCAGCAUCAGCAGCGGCUGAGGCGGAACAGCAGCAGCAACAGCAGCAGCAACAGCAGCAGCAACAGCAGCAGCAACAGCAGCAGCAACAGCAGCAGCAACAGAAGAAGCAGCAGCAGCAGCAGCAGCAACCGGAACUGCACGUAGCACCUGUUGAGACCCCUGAGGAGGCGAAGCCUAUUGAAGAGCAGCAGCAACAGCAGCAACAGAAGCAGCAGCAGCAGCAGCAACAGCAGCAGAAGAAGCCAAAACAAGAGCAGCAGGGAACUCGUGUCCGCAUGCACCUUCCUAAAGAGCAGCGGCAUGCCCAAGAAGAACAGCAGCAGCAGCAACAGCAGCAGCAGCAGCAGCAACACAAGCAACAGCAGCAGCAACAGCAGCAGCAACAGCAGCAGCAACAGCAGCAGCAACAGCAGCAGCAACAGCAGCAGCAACCACAGCAGCACGAGAAGCAGCAACCACAGCAGCACGAGAAGCAGCAGCAACAGCAGCACGAGACGCAGCAGCAACAGCAGCAGCACGAGCAGCAGCAACAGCAGCAGCAACAGCAGCAGCAACAGCAGCAGCACGGGCAUCAGCAACAACAGCAUCAACAAGCGAAGGAUAAAAGGAUGGGCCAAGCAGCAGUGCUGCUGCGACGGAGGCAGAAGCCGCAGCAGCAACAGCAGCAACAGCAGCAGCAGCAGCAGUUGCAGCAGCAGCAACUGUCUCCUCGCUUUGCCGCUGGUGCUGCAGCUGCUGCUGCACCUGCUGCUGCUGCACCUGCUGCUGCUGCACCUGCUGCUGUUGCUGCCACUACUGCUUCUGCACAAGACAGCAGCCACGUAGGUAUGGACACGGAGCAGCAGCGGCAGGAACAGGAGCAGGAGCAGCAGCAGCAGCAGCACGAGCAGCAGCAGCAGCAGCAGCAAGCAACCGAGGACAACUGUGUAGAUGGAAGCAUAGAAAGAGAGCAGCAGCAGCCAACAGUGUCUCCUGCACAGCAGCAACGGCAGCAGCAGCAAGAGCAGCAGCAGCAGAAAGAGCAGCAGCAGCAGAAAGAGCAGGAGCAGGAGCAGCAGCAGCAGGAGCAGCAGAAGCUGCAGCAAGUACAGAAACUGCAGCAGAAGGAACAACUACACGAGAGGUUAGUUGAACAGCAGCAGCAAGAGAAGCAGCAGCAGCAACAGCAACAGCAGCAGCAGGAGCAGCAGCAGGAGCAGCAGCAGGACAUGCAGAAGCAGCCACAGGAAGACGAUCAGCAGCAGCCCCAGGUGGAGCAACAGGAGUUGCAGCAGCAACAGGAACAACAUGAGCAGCAACAGGAGCAGCAAAAGGAGCAACAAAAGGAGCAGCAGCAGGAGCAACAGCAGCAGCAGCAGCAGCAGCAGCAGCAGCAGAGCCCUUUGCCUGAUUGGCAGCAACAACAGCAGCAACAGCAGCAACAGCAGCAGCAGCAGCAGCAGCAGCACCUGUGUGUAUUUGUGCUGCAGAGGGCCGUCCUUGGCUUCCCCCUGAUGUCUCUCUUGAUGUCUUUAUUUCUUGUCUUACUUCCUUAUUCUCGUUCAUCUGCAGAAGGAGACAAUCAUUAUUAUAAUUAUAUGAUGAAGAGACAGGAGGAAGCAGCAGCAAAUGUACGGCAGCAGCAGCAGCAAAAUAUUGCUCGUUAUAAGAAAGGAUUACCUAAUGGUAUAACAAGGACUGUUGCUUGUUAUGGUUACCUUCCUGCUGCUCCUACUCCUGCUGCUCCCCCUGCUGCUCCUCCUGCUGCUGCUGCUGCUGCUGCUUCGAAUGGUGCCUCUGCUGAGGCUGGACGAGACGGAUACAGCCAGCAGCAACAGCAGCAGCAGCAACAGCAGCAGCAGCAGCAGCAGCAGCAGCAGCAGCUACACAGCGCCAUCAGUGCAGCAGUAUCUGGUUUCUUUAGUUGGCUAGCAGCACCGUCAGAGCCUGUUGAGAAGCCUAAGCAGGAGCAGCAGCAGCAGGAGCAGCAGCAGCAGGAGCAGCAGCAGCAGGAGCAGGAGGAGCAGCAGGAUCAGCAACAGCAGCAGGAGCAGCAACAGGAGAAGCAGGAAGACACGGAUCAGCAGCAGGGAGAGAAACAGAAGCAGCAGGAAGAAGAGAAAGAGCAGCAGGUACAAGACAGGGAUGCACAUAUGCAUGCACAGCAGCAGCAGCAGCAGGAGCAGCAACAGCAACAGCAAACAGAGAGUCAAGACAAGCGUCAGGAACAGCAACAACAGCAGCAACAGCAGCAAAAGGUUCAGCAGCAGCAGCAGGUGCAGAAGCAACUGCUGCAGCAUGCGGGCCUAUAA